CAGAACUGUAGAAAAUUUGCAAUGAGAAACUGAAUCGGUAUAAAUAAAAUCUGGAUAACUCUACAAUUUUGGUGCUUAUAAAAAUAUGACUCGUUUUAAGUGGCGCUAUAGUAGUGAAUUAAAAAAAUUAUUCACUAGAUAUCGCGCUCGUUGGAGCUAUGCAAAGAUUUGGUUCCGCCGACUCAUCACCGAAUUCGAUUCAGAUACAUGUUUGGAACCAAUGUUCUGGUUCGUCGAUAACUACACACAUUUGUUAGGACCAUUUUUCAUAUUCGCUGUAUCGGGAUUGACAAUUGCUGUAGUGGUGAUUGCCUAUUGGAUUGGUUUACCGUUUUGGUGGGAAAAAAGUCCCAAAGCUACUGUGUUUUUACUUAUUGUUGGCAAUUGGCUACUGCUUAAUGUCAUUUUCCACUAUGUAAUGGGUGUAAUUACACCACCCGGUGAGCCGCCACAAAUUAGUGAUGAAUCCUUCGAGGUGCGCAAGAUUUGUAAAAAAUGUCAUCUGCCGAAAGCACCGCGUACACACCAUUGCUCCAUUUGCAACAUAUGCGUAUUAAAAAUGGACCAUCACUGCCCAUGGCUGAAUAAUUGCGUAGGCUUCUUCAAUCAUCGCUACUUCUUCCUUUAUAUGGCCUAUACCACUCUCGGUUGCCUCUUCCUAAUAAUUUUUGGCUUUGAACUGGGCUAUAAACACAUAUGGCUAGAUCAUGGUGAUAGUUGGAUAGAAUCGGAACCAUUAGAAGGCCAACCAGUUAAAUUCAAUUUAAGUGGACACAUCAUACCAGUGACUCAUGCGCACGAGUACGAUGAUGACCUACUGUUGCCUGCCAAGCAUGCACUGCCCACACCGCCUACCUCAGACGAUGGCACAUACACAAUGGGGAGGCGUCGUGCUAUAAUAUUUAUGGCCACUACGAAUGUAACUGCUGUACUGGCGCUGGGUGCACUCACCAUAUGGCAUGCCAAAUUGAUAACACGCGGUGAAACUAGCAUUGAGGCGCUAAUAAAUCAAGAGGAAACCGAACGUUUGCUUAAAGAAAAUAAAAUUUACGUUAAUCCAUAUAAUUUUGGUGCGCGUAAAAAUUGGAAAUUAUUUUUGGGUUUGGUGCGUGGCCGAACGUUUUGGCGUAGCGUUUUACUGCCGUCAUGGCAUAAGCCUGAAGGUAACGGUUUAACUUUUCAUACGGUGCAUGAUGAGCGCGUGUAUUUAUCAACCGACGAAUGGCCAUAACAACAUGUGAAUGCUGGCGAAAAUAACGAGGCACAAUGCCAUGCCAUUGUAGUUACCAAAUAAAAAGUGUUGACUUUAUUUAUUUUAAAAUGAGGUGCAGUUGUUAGCAUUCCUCUAAUUUGUUUUGUGUUUUUUAUAUUUCAAAUGUAUAGUGCAAGCUUAUAUUAGGCUUGUCACUAAGCUGUAUUAUCAGUAUUUAAAAGACAUUAUAGUUCAUUGAAAAUGUUGUAUUAAAUUAAUUAUAAUAUUAAGUCUAUAAUAUAAUGUCAUAUUGUAAUACAACUUGAAACACUUUGUAUUUAUUUUAGCUCACGCUCUCUGA
Molecule: messenger RNA, 1553 nt
Organism: Bactrocera latifrons
Lineage: Eukaryota; Metazoa; Arthropoda; Insecta; Diptera; Tephritidae
Product: probable palmitoyltransferase ZDHHC16
Exons: 7
Coding region: 86-1231 (381 amino acids)
Biological process (GO): protein palmitoylation
Cellular component (GO): Golgi apparatus
Molecular function (GO): palmitoyltransferase activity
Source: RefSeq, a predicted model, not a curated record